AUGGACGGGUAUUUUCAAUCAACGCUAGCAGCCAACACACUGCAACAGAACAUCAACCGCAACAAUGCAAACAAUGCGAUAGCUCAAGUAGCGAGAGUGGUACCUCAUUUUCCACCCACAAACAAAGAUUUCAGUUGCACUGAAUUACAUACCCCCGAUGGCAUUUAUCACUUGUUACACGAGACAUUUUACGAGACAAUUGCACCUCAAUUCACAACAGGUACUCGUGCUUCAGUUGUGAGUGUUAAAGACGAGCAUUUCCACAUCACAAACAACGAAUCCUCAGAAGAUGAAGGCCUGAUCAUUGGCGGCCCUUCGUUUUCAAUGACACCUGUCAAGUCCGCUGCUUUACCCAUCCCUAAUGCUGCUUCGUCUUCUUCCUCAAAAAGAAGCUUACGUAAUACGCUCGCCACAUCCUCAUCCACGUCCAGCAUCCAUAAUGCGAAUGGCAAUGGCUUACAGGUACUGACUUCGCCGCAAAAGAUCAUGACGAGCAACAAUGGCAACAAUGCCAGCCCCUAUUCACCCUACUCCACUUCAUUUUCAACUACACCUACAUCCUCCUCACAGUUACCCCCUCAGCCAGUGGCUCAACAUCCACAUCAACAGCAGCAAUUUGCGUCAGGGUCCUACAUGAUGAGCUCAUCACAGGACCUUGGCAUGUCCAAUCUGGCAGCCAGCCAUACCAACCACGAAUACUCACUGUCAUCUAGCUUCAACAACACCAACCCUGUCAACAAUACAGGCAGCGUUGGAUCCCUGUCGAGUCUGUUUGGGAAAAGUGUCAAUACACCAGGCGCCAGAUCCACACCGCAACUGUCCUCUUCCAUUGCUCGCAGCAUGAACACUAGCGUCAGCAGCAGCAAACCAAAGAAUCACCUGUCCAAAACCAAUUCUACAUUUGUGCUGCGAUUUCUGAUACACGAACAUUUGCACAAGAUGAUGUCUUCGCAUGGGUUGGGAGACGAGUUUUUGUUCUUCAACAUUGGAUCCAGUUUUAUUUGGGUUGAUUCCAACAGUAAGCCAAAGGAGCCGUUAUCGAGAAUUGUCUUUUCUAAAUCAUACCCUUUAUGCCAUGAUAUUAACGAGACAACUCGCUGUGAUGACCACUUGGAUAUCAUUAUUGGUUUCUCUACAGGCGACAUUAUUUGGUAUGAUCCUCUCAGUUGCAAAUACGUCAGAUUGAACAAGGGCGGCGCUAUGGUCAAUUCAGCAGUGAGCAUGAUCAAAUGGAUCCCUGGAUCCGAUGAGCUGUUCAUUGCCAUCUUUAAGAAUGGCACUGUUCUGAUCAUGGACAAGGAAAGAGAUGACCAGUCGUUCAAUAUGCCUGAGCCGACUUCUUGGGUGGAAUCACAAUUCAAUGCCUUCAGGCCUCAUCGAAGCAACAAAUACAACCCAGUGUCUGUGUGGAAGAUCAGCGAUAAGGGAUUGACAGAUUUCGCUUUUGCCCCUGAUGGUAUGCAUCUAGCUAUUACGGGUGUCGAUGGUCAAAUGCGCAUCAUUGAUUACAGAAAUGAAAAGCUGACGGAUGUGUUUUCGAGUUACUACGGUAAACUGACAUGCGUGGACUGGAGUCCGGAUGGUCGUUAUAUCUUGACUGGUGGUGAGGAUGAUCUCGUUACUUUGUGGUCAUUUUUGGAAAGAAGAAUUAUUGCCAGGUGUCCUGGACACAAAUCAUGGGUAACGGGUGUUGCAUUUGACCGCUGGAGAUGCGAUGACCAAACGUAUAGAUUUGGCAGCGUAGGCGAGGAUUGUAACUUGAUUCUGUGGGACUUUUCGUUCAGUGCUCUUCAAAAGCCCAAACACCCUCGUGCAUUAGCAUCAUCACCACCCACUAUUUUACCCAAGCAAUGGGCACCACCUCCACCAUCUGCAAUAUCCAACGCUAUACCGGCAACUUUAUUACCCCCUACCAUUCAGCCACAAUCAGCACUACCUAUCAACAUUGAACGUAAAAAAUCACUGAAAUCGCAUCGACUAUUUCGCGGAUUCUCCUCUCCAGACACCUCCUCUCUUAUAAGCAGUAGUGCUGGAAGUAACAACAGUGGUGGUAGUACGAUGGGUGGCGGUGGAUCUUCAUUUGGUGGACGAUUCAGAAAACGAUCAUCGAGAUCAAACAAUAUCUUUAGCGCAAACAACGAUUUCAAUGAUGAUGUGAUUGUAGAAGAUCAGUUGAAGCAACAUAUGCCUGUGCUGCAUCCUCCUGUCAAGAAGAAUCAAGCAGCUGUGUUACAGCCUACAACUAUAAAAGCGAUUCAUGCAGAUCCUUGUUUAUCGCUCACAUUUAGAGAGCACACUCUGGUGACAACCGAUAGAAGAGGUCGAAUUCGUACUUGGGGCAGGCCUUGA
Mucor velutinosus is the source of this 2349-nucleotide messenger RNA. RefSeq lists its product as uncharacterized. Gene Ontology annotation, cellular component: cell tip; cell division site; nucleus. The coding region runs from base 1 to 2349 and encodes 782 amino acids. The transcript is spliced from 8 exons. Gene Ontology annotation, biological process: carbon catabolite repression of transcription. NCBI's taxonomy places the organism in Eukaryota, Fungi, Mucoromycota, Mucoromycetes, Mucorales, Mucoraceae. The record is from RefSeq and is a predicted model, not a curated record. Gene Ontology annotation, molecular function: protein binding.